Messenger RNA from Dermatophagoides farinae (American house dust mite), 2183 nucleotides. It is a transcript of the gene Vps52, whose product is annotated as vacuolar protein sorting 52. Lineage: Eukaryota; Metazoa; Arthropoda; Arachnida; Sarcoptiformes; Pyroglyphidae. Gene Ontology annotation, biological process: endocytic recycling; retrograde transport, endosome to Golgi; Golgi to vacuole transport. Gene Ontology annotation, cellular component: GARP complex. The record is from RefSeq and is a predicted model, not a curated record. Gene Ontology annotation, molecular function: syntaxin binding.
UCCAGAAAUGAGUGGAUUCAUGGAUGUUUUUCUUGUCAAAUGAAUUUGGUCAAAACUUCCAACUAAACAACGAAUAAAUAUUCAAAAUGAAUCUGGAGACUAUUGAACCAGCCAUCGAUUGUGAUGAGGAAACGGUGAAAGAAAUUCUUAAUUCCAAUAUUGAUUUAAGAGAAUAUUCUGCCAAUGUUGAAAAAUCUUUAUCCGAAUUGGAAAACAAUACUAUUGCUGGUUACAUCAAGGAAGCUGAUAACAUUUCUGAAUUGCAUUUACAAAUCACUGAUAGUGAUAAAAUCUUGGAAAGAUUAGAGGGAAUGUUAUGUGCUUUUCAGGCCGAUCUUAGCAAUAUUUGUCAGGAGAUAUUAUCAUUGCAAGAAUUGUCAGCUUCGUUGAAUAUACGUUUGAAGAACAAACAAGCCAUUCGUAAUCAAAUGAGCGAAUUCAUUGAUGAUAUAAUUAUUCCUGAAUCCGUGAUUAAACAUAUUGUCGAUACUCCAGUUUGUGAGAAAGAAUUCCUUGAACAAUUGAUCAUUUUGGAUCAUAAAAUUGCAUUCGUCAAGGAGCAAUCAUUUCGUGAAGCAAAAGCUUGUGUUGAUGUGAUGGAAAUAUUGAACAAUCUUAAAUCGAAAGCUAUUAUCAAGAUACGUGAAUAUAUUCUGAAAAAAUUUCAUCGCAAAAAACCAAUGACCAAUUAUCAUAUUGUUCAAAAUGCUCUGUUGAAGAAUAAAUUCUUUUUCAAAUUUUUAGCUACACACGAAAGAGAUAUAGCAAGAGAAAUACAAAAUGAAUACAUCGAUACGAUGAGCAAAAUUUACUUUUCAUACUUCAAAGAAUUUAUUCAUAAAUCUACAAAAAUGAUGUAUGAAGAUCUACCCGAUAAAGAUGACUUAAUGGGAAAUGAUGAUUCUCAUAAGGCCAAUAAAAUUUCAAUAUUUAACCUCAAAUCCAAUGUUGUUAAGCAUCGGCCUAAUAUUUUUUCUUUGGGUGAUAGAGAAUCGUUGUUGACAAUUGAACUUGAAUCGCCAUUGAUUGUCGUGCAUGCUGCAACUAAAAACGAUAUGAAAUAUCCAUUGGAAAAUGUUUUUCGUGAAAUACAAUACGCUUUUUUUGAUCAUGCUUGUCGUGAAUAUUUAUUUAUGAAUGAAUUUUUUAUGGUCAAUUCUAAAACAUCACAUGAUUUAUUUUAUACGAUUUUUGGAAAAACUUUGGAUCUACUUUAUAAGAAUAUUGAUAGUCUUUUCUCUCAAAGUUAUGAUGCCAUAGCGUUAUUUGUUUGUUUGCACAUAAUUUAUCGUUAUCGAAUAUUAUCGUUGAAACGUAACGUAAUCGUAUUGAGUCAUUAUUGGGAACGUGUUGUCAAGACUAUAUGGCCACAAUUUGAACAAGUAUUUUUGAUGCACAUUGAAAGCAUAAAAUUCUGUGAUCUAAUCAAGAUAGCCACAAUCGAUAUGAGACCUCAUUAUAUUACCAGACGAUUUGCUGAAUUUUCCGCUGCUAUUGUCACAAUCAAUGAUACGUUUCCAGAUGUUCGUGUUACUAAUUUAUUAUCCAUAUUACAGAACGAAGUUAUGAAUUUAAUAUUACGAAUGUCAACCAAAUUUUGUAAACCAAAAGAACAGUAUGUUUUCAUCAUCAAUAAUUAUGACACAAUCUUGGGCGUCCUUUUGGAACGUAAAAAAGAUGGAUCAAAUGAAGCCGAAACGAUGAGAGAACAAUUGAAUAAAAAAAUAAUGGAUUUUAUUGAAGAAAUGUUGUAUCCUCAUUUUGGAGCUAUGAUUUCAUUCGUUAAAGAAUCUGAAGUGUUAACAGAAAAAAACGAUACAGAAUCGUUGAAACGAUUGGAACCAAGAGUUGGUGAUUUGAUACAAAAUUUCAACAAUAAUUGGCGACGAUCAUUGGAACAGGUUUCCAAAGAUAUAAUGGCAUCAUUCACUAAUUUCCGUAAUGGAAAUAACAUUCAACAGAUUGCCUUGACACAAUUAGUGCAAUAUUAUCAUAAAUUUCAGAAAAUUGUCAGUCAACCACCAUUCAGCAAUAAUCCUUUAAGAAGCGAACUGAUCAAUAUUCAUCAAUUAAUGGUUGAAGUGAAAAAAUAUAAAACGAAUUUCUAAUAUCUUUAUUGUUGGCUUUUUUCUUUUUCUAUCCCAGCCCAUUUCCGAUAUAUUUUAUUUAUUUCGAAAAUAAAA